AUGCUCGAUAACAUACAAUUUCAUUCUCCAGCACCGGAACAUUCGCAAUUAAAUGGGUGUAUUAGCGGAAAUCCCGCUUCUCACAGAUUAGGUUACAAACUCCACCAGCAAGUACAGAGGUUUACGAUGGUCAGGGAUAAUAUUGAGGAGAGUUUGAACUUGAUAGAACCCUCGCAUGAAUCUAUAUCCGAUAGUAGCGAUGUACAUAUUAUCGACGCAAGUGCCGAUGACUACCUAAUACCUUCACCACCAUUGUCGCCUAAACUGAAACAAUCGUCUAUUGUAAAUCAACCUCAAUUGAUCGGAAUAAAUAAACGCGACCAUGGUGAGCUAAUCAUGUUGACCCCUGUUUGGCAAGCAGGUCUAAACUCUCAGAGAUAUAACUGCAAUACGAGGAAUUUCUUAUCGCAAUAUAGCUUCUUCCAAAAUAUGAAGACGAUGAAAAGAAUGCCUGUCAAGGAAAAUAGAAGACUGAAAAUGGCAAAACCUGUCAUCAGCUCAGAAGUACUACCCAAGAGAAGAAGAUACGAUAGGAAAAUUAAGAAAAAAUCAAGGGAGCUGUACGAUAACGAUGAAAGCGGAUUUGAAAAUUAUGAUGAAGAAAGUAGCUCCACUCAAGAAAUUCCUGUUAGAUCAGUGACUCCAAUACGUCAAAUUAAAAGGCCUCUUCAUAGUAUUUCUUCACCACUAGCCUCACAGGGCGUGGUGAAUAAUGUUCCAAAGUAUAUCCCAAGUAUGUCGUGGGAAAAGUUGCCAGAUUAUUCACCCCCUUCACGCACUUUACCCAAUGGUAACAAUAAAGUUUUAAAAGUGGAAUGGAAAGGUUCUCCGAUGGACCUGAGUCAUGAUCCUCUUAAGGAGCAUCUGCACCCUGCAGAAUUGAUUCUUGCACAAAUCCUGAGACUCCCAUGUGACCUUUAUUUGGAUUCAAAAAGAAGGUUUUUUUUAGAAAAAGUACAUAGAUCCAAAAGGGGGUUGCCAUUCAGGAGGACAGAUGCUCAAAAGGCUUGUAGAAUAGACGUUAAUAAAGCAUCACGGUUAUUUGCUGCAUUUGAAAAGGUGGGUUGGUUACAGGACAAACAUUUUGAAAAAUACCUAUGA
Saccharomyces mikatae IFO 1815 is the source of this 1101-nucleotide messenger RNA. RefSeq lists its product as uncharacterized. The transcript has a single exon. Gene Ontology annotation, cellular component: SAGA-type complex; nucleus. Lineage: Eukaryota; Fungi; Ascomycota; Saccharomycetes; Saccharomycetales; Saccharomycetaceae. Gene Ontology annotation, molecular function: chromatin binding; transcription coactivator activity; protein binding. Bases 1 to 1101 code for a protein of 366 amino acids. The record is from RefSeq and is a predicted model, not a curated record. Gene Ontology annotation, biological process: regulation of transcription by RNA polymerase II; chromatin remodeling.